Messenger RNA from Syngnathoides biaculeatus (alligator pipefish), 2014 nucleotides. RefSeq names its product poly(A) binding protein interacting protein 1 (gene paip1). The transcript has 11 exons. Gene Ontology annotation, molecular function: protein binding; RNA binding; translation activator activity. Gene Ontology annotation, biological process: regulation of translational initiation. The record is from RefSeq and is a predicted model, not a curated record. Bases 197 to 1570 code for a protein of 457 amino acids. NCBI's taxonomy places the organism in Eukaryota, Metazoa, Chordata, Actinopteri, Syngnathiformes, Syngnathidae.
CAAAUAUUAAAAGAGCGGGUUUGUUGUCAGGAAGUGGGCCAAAAAGUUAAUAAUGGACUAAACCCCGACGUGAACUAACGGCAGGACGCGUUGGAUCUCAAACAAAAAAACAAGAUUUGUGAGCGAAAACGUAAAUUUCCCGAGCGUCUGUAGAUGUUUUUUUACUGAGCGGCAAAGCUGUCAAAAUAAGCUGGUCAUGAACGAGAAUUUUAACAGAGCUCCCGGAGCAGGGAGAAGCCGAAAUCCUCCAGGAGACCCCGCACUCCCGAGUGCGGUUUGGGACAGCAACAGUCACAUCGGGUUUUUUAACCCAAGCGAACCUUUGAGACAACCCCGAACGUGCCCAGCUGCUGGCGACUACAACGUUAGCACGGCCACAGAAAAUGGCGCUGCUGCAGUUGCUGGUGCUGCGAGCGGAGAGAGUAAAAGAGACAGCGUAGGCCAGCACAGUGUAAAUGCCAACAGUCCUUCUGUGUCCAGCGGGUUUAAUAAUUUGGAUUCCUUGGUUGAGUCGUCCAAGCUCUCUGCCAGCGCUCCAGAGUUUGUCCCGACUGCUGUGUUCCAAAAUGAUGGCCAAAACUUUUAUGAAGACGACGAUGACACCUUCAGCACCAGAUUCUUGACAGAUGUGGUCCGAGACUUCCUUUGCCACCUGAGCACCUCACCUGGAAUGUUUGAGUCUGAUGUCGAACACUUAACAAGUGUGCUAAAUUCACAUGUUACUACAAAGGAGUUGUUGGCAGAACUGGUGGAUCUGAUCUACACAGAGUCCACCGCCAUUCCCAACUUCGCUUACACAGGCGCACGCCUUUGUAACUAUCUGUCCCAUCAUCUCAACCUCAGCCCACCCAGUGGUAACUUUCGUCAACUGCUCCUGAAAAAGUGUCAAACCGAGUUUGAGCAGAGAGAUGUCGCCUCGCAAGGAGACCCGAGCACACAGAAGAAGUUCCAUGCUUUUGUGCUCUUUCUUGGAGAGCUCUACCUUCAUCUGGAGAUAAAGAGUGCCAAAGGAGCUUUAAGUCGAGCUCAUAUCCUUCUGCACGCGUUGAAAGACCUGUUGAACACUCUGCUCUCCAGUCCGGUGGAUGCAAACAUCAUCUGUGCAGUCAAACUGCUCAAGCUCACGGGUUCCGCCUUGGAUGAUGCUUGGAAAGAGAGAGGAAACCCAUUCAUGGAAGAGCUGAUCCAGAGGAUAGAAACGAUUGUACUGGAUGCCACAUGCAGUAGGGAUGUCCGACAGAUGCUUCUAAAGCUAGUAGAGCUGAGGUCUAGUGACUGGGGAAGAGUGUGCGCUGCAGCGGCCAGCAAUGCUACACCCGACAACGACCCCAACUACUACAUGAAUGAGCCCACUUUCUACACGGAGGACGGAACUCCUUUUACAGCAGCAGACCCAGAAUAUGCUGAGAAAUACCAAGAGCUCAUGGAAAGGCAAGACUAUUUCCAUGAGUUUGGUGGGGAGAAUGAAAUUGAAAAUGAUGAAUACGACUUUGAUGACGAGAUGGAUCCCGAAAUCGAAGAAGCCUUUGAAGAUUUCUGUUUAGAGUCUGAGAGGAAACGACAGCAAUGACAUCAGAGGCCACGUCAAGUACCUUGUAUGAAGUUGUGAAGCAAAACAAACUACUGUCUCAUAACCUCCAAAUAUUGACUGUAAACAAGCAAUUUAACAAAGCUGUUUAUAGGUGCACUUCUUACACUUUGUUUUCGGUCAGAGCAAAUUUAAAAAAAAAAAAAAAAAAAAAGCAGACAAUCUACAUGAUGAAUUUAAAUAACAAAAAAGUCGAGGUAUUAGUAGUUCCCUUGUUCCUGGAUACUCCUAUUGUUUGUUUCGUUUUGCCAGAAGUCUUUUAGCCAUCUGGAAAAUAGUUUGAGCCCAUAAUCACCACCAAGAGGGACGUGGAGUGCUGUGGCGUUUGUUUUUUCUCAAGUGUUCCCAAUUUCUUCAAAGUGCACAUGUCUUGGUGAGCUUUAGAAAUCUGUAAGUAUAUAUAUAUAUAUAUAUAUAUAUAUAUAU